This is a messenger RNA of Phycomyces blakesleeanus NRRL 1555(-), 702 nucleotides long. RefSeq lists its product as hypothetical. Gene Ontology annotation, cellular component: Golgi apparatus; fungal-type vacuole membrane. The record is from RefSeq and is a predicted model, not a curated record. The coding region runs from base 1 to 702 and encodes 233 amino acids. Gene Ontology annotation, molecular function: manganese ion transmembrane transporter activity; calcium ion transmembrane transporter activity. Gene Ontology annotation, biological process: Golgi calcium ion homeostasis; Golgi calcium ion transport; manganese ion transmembrane transport. Lineage: Eukaryota; Fungi; Mucoromycota; Mucoromycetes; Mucorales; Phycomycetaceae. The transcript is spliced from 3 exons.
AUGAUCAUCGUUUCUGAGAUUGGAGACAAGACGUUUCUCAUUGCUGCCAUCAUGGCCAUGAAGCAUCCUCGUAUUGUUGUAUUUGCAGCUGCCUUCUGUUCUCUCGCUUUGAUGUCCGUUCUUUCUGCUCUAUUGGGUCAUGUUUUACCCAACUUGAUUCCUAAGCAGUACACUGAUGUACUGGCCGCUUUAUUGUUCCUGGGUUUUGGUAUCCGUAUGAUGUACGAAGGCUAUUACAUGGAUGGCCAAGAAGGACAGGAUGAAAUGUCAGAAGUUGAACAAGAGCUAAAGGAAGUCGAAAACCGAGACAAGACCGCCAACCUUGAAGCAAUGGAAGUUGGUGGCAUGGAACAGACUGUUGAGCAAAAGCCCAAGACAGAGCAGAUUAAAGAUGGUUUGAUGAACCUUAUGCAGCUAGUAUUUUCUCCUGUAUUCGUUCAAACAUUUGUCUUGACCUUCCUUGGAGAGUGGGGCGAUCGCUCGCAGAUCUCUACUAUUGCUUUAGCUGCUGCCAAUAAUGUAUAUUGGGUUGGAGCUGGCGUUAUUAUUGGCCAUACACUCUGUUCAGCUAUGGCUGUUAUGGGUGGUCGUAUGUUGGCUUCUAAAAUCUCGGUCAGAACAGUCACAUUUGCUGGAUCAGUACUUUUUAUCAUCUUUGGUCUUUACUACAGUUACUAUGUCUACCAAGGUCAACUUGAGUAA